Durusdinium trenchii is the source of this 1015-nucleotide messenger RNA. The record is from the annotation of a GenBank genome assembly. Lineage: Eukaryota; Dinophyceae; Suessiales; Symbiodiniaceae.
GCUGGGUUUCUUUCGAUUGGAGGGUGCGCUUUCGAAGCGCUCUUUCAAGUUGAACAUAGCACUAUUCACAGCCUUUAUGUGGUCUCAGUGCCAUGGCCAAAGAUGUCAGGACUGCGGGUACAAAGUCAUCGCCCCGCGUCGAGGUGAGGCGUUCGGAACGUUUGAAGCAGACACCCCAGAGGCCUCAGAACAAGGCACCCAAAGAGAAGCUGGGGCGGCUGGCUCUACUGGAAUGCGACUUCGCAGUAGAGGAGCAUCGAGAUGGCAACUCUGAUGCUCCCGAGGAGCCUGCAGAAAAAAGGCGCCACAGUGAAAGGGUGAUGCCGCAGCAGAGGACAGUGCUGCGUCGCUUCAGCUUCCAGGAGUUGGAGGAAGCGGCGAAGGCUGAAGGCAUCCCCAACUUCUUCAGCUGUGAGGUGUGAAGAACCUGAAGCUCAUCCUUGUUUGGGUCAAGAAGGAAGGGCGACAGAGGUGGAAACCACGAUGCGGGUUGAGGAACGGCUCUGCGUUUUCUGCAUGUGUUGGCAGUCAAGCGAUCUUCAAAAGUUAUAUUUAUUUCUUGUUCCUAGUAGCUUCUUGCUCCUAGUAGUAAGGCCAGGAGCCCCUAGUAGCAUCCUUGCUCCUAGUAGCGAUGCCCUUUAUAGGGUUUCCGGAGUUCUGUGGUGGCUAUUCUGCAGGUUCCCUUGCUGGGAGUAAGCCUUCGCUACAACUAGCAAACAGUCUUUUGUGUAAAGUACGGGGUCUAAGUAUCCAAACAGUAGUAACUAUAUACUACUUGCAAGGACACGUCUUAAAGGAGUCUCAUGUCUGAGUCUCCAAACAGCUGCAGCUGCUGCUCCAACUACUAAUUCUGGUUCUCCUAGUACUGCUUCCACUACAACGAUGAUGACGACGAUAGUCACGACCUCUGAACUACCACCACCACCGCCGCAACCUCCCAAAGUCUCACUUAAAUCCUUUAUUAAACCUCAGACCGACCAAAAAUUGUGAAAGAAUGCACCAAAGCAAAGCUAGA